AUGGUGCAGGACAGAUUAGAGAAAAUAGUUGAUCGUAUUGACAGCAAUGUUGAUGGUUAUAUCACCACUGAUGAACUCAAGGCCUGGAUCAAGAGAGUACAGAAGCGUUACGUCUAUGAGAACGUCGCAAAAGUUUGGUCUGACUAUGACCUGAACAAAGACAACAAGAUCUCAUGGGAUGAAUUUAAGCAAGCAACGUACGGUUACUACCUUGCCAAUCCAGAAGAGUUUGAGGAUGCAACAGAUCAGUUCAGCUUCAAGAAGAUGCUUCCGCGAGAUGAACGUAGGUUUAAGGCUGCAGAUCUCAAUGGCGAUUUAGCUGCAGAGCGAGAGGAGUUCACUGCUUUCCUCCACCCAGAGGAGUUUGAGCAGAUGCAGGAAAUUGUGGUUCUUGAAACUCUGGAGGACAUUGACAAGAAUGGGGAUGGUCAUGUAGAUGAGGACGAAUACAUUGCGGACAUGUUUGCUCAUGAAGAUGGUGGCCCAGAGCCAGACUGGGUUAGAACCGAGAGAGACCAGUUUUCAGAUUUCCGAGAUCUGAAUAAAGAUGGGAAGAUGGACUUCGAAGAGAUUCGUCACUGGAUCCUGCCGCAGGACUAUGACCACGCGCAGGCAGAGGCUCGGCAUCUGGUGUCAGAGUCAGACACAGACAAGGACCAGAUGCUGACCAAAGAAGAGAUUCUUGAGAACUGGAACAUGUUUGUAGGCAGCCAGGCCACCAACUAUGGCGAAGACCUUACUAGGAACCAUGAUGAGCUAUGAACCCGAGCAAAGGGUGUGGAACUCUACCUGAGGACGCAGGUACUGAACUGAGAAGUGAACCUUCAUGGCAUCCGUUCCAUCAGAAGCCAUGCCAGUGACUGAUGAACUGACUGAUGUACUGCAGCUCUACCUCACAGACUGGACAUCGAGGAAUCACUGACUGAUGGUUGUAGUCCCUAAUACACACUUAGGAUUUUCUCUUUCACUCUGUGUUCUUUUUGUGGGUGGUCAAGGAACUCUUCUGUCCUGGUUGAAUGAGCUGCUACAGAUUUCUUCAGCUGAACCUUUUGGGGUUUUUUUUUUUCCUAAAGCAAUCAUAGGACGAAGCCUGUGCCUAUUUUUGUCUGGUGUCAAUAUUGGAACAAACAUUCUAUUUAUUUAGAAUUUGAAUUGAAUUUCAUGCUUUGAUAAUACAACACUUUUACUACAGAAAGCACUACAAGUCAUUGUUGAUAUACAAUUAUACAUAAAGUACACUAGACAUGUAAUUAUUAUCACAAUGUUCCCAUUGCUGACCGUAUGUCCAUGUCUUGACAAACUACAUGUUCUAAACACAGCUGCCUCUGAUGCAUUAUUUUUGUCUUACAUUUGCACGUUGUCUGUUUUUUGCUCAUGUCUGGUAAAAUUAGACCGUAUUUAUAACUCAGUCUUUUUUUUAUGAGAUUAGAUUUGAUGACACACAGUGUAUGAAGUGUUUAUGUAUACACUAUUGUUCAAAA
Sinocyclocheilus grahami is the source of this 1481-nucleotide messenger RNA. Its product is annotated as reticulocalbin-1. Gene Ontology annotation, cellular component: endoplasmic reticulum. The transcript is spliced from 7 exons. Lineage: Eukaryota; Metazoa; Chordata; Actinopteri; Cypriniformes; Cyprinidae. The record is from RefSeq and is a predicted model, not a curated record. Bases 1 to 762 code for a protein of 253 amino acids. Gene Ontology annotation, molecular function: calcium ion binding.